Messenger RNA from Zophobas morio, 2237 nucleotides. RefSeq names its product zinc finger protein 711-like. Gene Ontology annotation, molecular function: zinc ion binding; RNA polymerase II transcription regulatory region sequence-specific DNA binding; DNA-binding transcription factor activity, RNA polymerase II-specific. The transcript has 6 exons. Gene Ontology annotation, biological process: regulation of transcription by RNA polymerase II. Bases 51 to 2144 code for a protein of 697 amino acids. The record is from RefSeq and is a predicted model, not a curated record. Gene Ontology annotation, cellular component: nucleus. Lineage: Eukaryota; Metazoa; Arthropoda; Insecta; Coleoptera; Tenebrionidae.
UUAACGAAUUUUUUCAGGACAAAUUCAUUUCUGGUUUUAUAAACCCCAAAAUGAUGAAGGUGAAGAGCAGUCACACUUGUUCAGUGUAUGGUUGUGGUGGAAGAACAAACCCUGUGUUCAAUUUUCCCAAUCCAAGGAAGAGUUUGGAUAGGUUUUAUAAAUGGGUCCAAGCAGUUAACAAUCCGAGAUUUUCAAAACUGACAUAUGAACAGAUCUACAGCCGUGGAUAUGUUUGUCACAAACACUUCCAAACGGAAGAUUUUGUAGUCGAAACACAACAGCGAAGAUUGGUUGGAUCUGCAGUACCCAGUGUUUUACUUCCUAAAAAUGAUGCCGCAUUCACGGGGUCCGCAAAAUCAGGUAUUUCCAUUACUGAGAUAAGUGAAGACAAAUCUGAUCUCCAAAUGGCAGAGGAAGCAGAAAUUUUGAAUAAUUUGCAUCUGUUUGAUGCUAGAUUUCUCGACCUUCCUGAAACGAAGACACCGAUAAUAUCGUAUCCAUUUGAUAUUUCAACAGCCGUAGAACAUUGUGACACCAUUAUAAGUCAACCAAUGAGGAUGCCGGUUUAUAUUAAUAAAAAACAGAAUAGUGACGAACCAAUUCGCGAUGAUAGUCAUGUGGUGGAAAGUCCGAGUGAGAUACAAAUACAAAAUUUACCCAUAUAUCAAUCAAAUCAAGAAGAAAUAGUAGGGGAUGACUUUGAACCAUUUGCAUCAAAUGUUCAAGGAAUUGAAAAACCUAACGUUCAAAAAAAUAAAAGAAACUGUAAGAAUGUACGAACCAUAAAUGGAGAAAAAGAAUCCUCAACAACGCCUUUAAUAUUUACGAAACCGUAUUUUAGAUCUGUUAAAAGUUACUUGAAAGAUUGUAAUCGGAUGACAGAAGUAUGCCGCAUUUGUUUUUGUUCUUUAGAUGAUAAGGAAGUUAUCAAGUUAUACGAAGACACAUCAGACCAAGAUUCCAUGCAAAUAAAAAGUAUGCUGAAAUUUGUAUUACCUGACUUAGACUUAGAAAUGUACCCCAAUACUGUGAUUUGUACCAAAUGUGUUGAGUUAGUGCUACAUAGUUACCAGUUAAAAGAAAAGUGGCUGCUAACUGAAGAAAAGUUACAAAAAAUUAUCGAAAAAAAGAAAGGUGUAAUUAGUAGCGUUGCAGACUUGGUUAUCAUUGGGAAAUUAUUGACAGACAAGAAAGUGCAGAAUUUUGAAGACAUUCCUCGUAGUGAACAAGAAGGGACACAAAAAAAUUUGACUGAGUCAAUUGUGGAAAAUCUUUUGCAGCCGAGCGAGAAGGGUACCCCAGUAUCGGUUUUCUAUGGACAACUUAACUUAAAUGAGGAACACAGAAAUAAUAUGCCAGUGCAUCAAAAAAACAAAAAAAGAAGUUCUGAGAAGCAAACGUAUGGUACAGGGCCUUUUAUGUGUGAGCAGUGUGGUCAUAUGGUUACGAAUGUUAAAUCUUUGAAAAGACAUUUGAUUAAGCACAAUAUUCCCAAAGAGAAAAGGAUAAGACGAAAAGAGGAUAAGAGUAAACAACGUGAAUUUAUGUGUGAAGUUUGCGGACAGUUGUUUUUUAAUCCGAGUCAUUUGAGAAGACAUGCCUCGAAACAUGCAGAAUAUGCAUGUUCUUUUUGUAACAAAGUCUUCAACCACCAAUUCCGCUUGCGGGAGCACAUUAAAUGUACACAUAUACGAAAUUGUUACCAGUGUCACCUUUGUGGAAAACAGGUGUCUUACGCACGUUCUUUACAAAUGCACAUGAUGGUUCAUUAUCCCAAACCAAAACAUCGGGCGUGCCACAUUUGUGGCAAGAAAUUCCGCUACCCUUGUAAUUUAAAUAACCAUUUGCGCACUCAUACUCGAGAAAAAUUGCUACAUUGUGAAUAUUGCGGUAGAUCUCUUAAACACGAGUUUUCGUUACGAAAACAUAUUCAAAUUUAUCAUAUGAAUCAAGGCAAAAAUGUUUGUGAAGUUUGUAAUAAGCCAUAUUGGAAAAAAUGUGAUUUAGAAAAGCAUAAAAUUCGUUGUCACGGUGGGAGCAUUUGUAACAGAAGGGAAUCCAACAAACAAGGUAAUGGAGAAGUAAUAUCUGCUGAAGAAAUCUACGCAGAUCACGAUUAUUACUCAGUAGUGUAUGAAGAUUAAAUUUGUUAAAAGCUUGUACGUUUUACAUUUUUUAUAUAAAAAAUCAAAAUAUACAUAAAAUAGUUUAAAAUAAUAAAAUUUGUUUUGUGUUUA